Hordeum vulgare subsp. vulgare (domesticated barley) is the source of this 1217-nucleotide messenger RNA. RefSeq lists its product as uncharacterized. The transcript has 2 exons. The record is from RefSeq and is a predicted model, not a curated record. Bases 128 to 781 code for a protein of 217 amino acids. NCBI's taxonomy places the organism in Eukaryota, Viridiplantae, Streptophyta, Magnoliopsida, Poales, Poaceae.
CUCCCACCCACAACACAACCAUCCAGCAAAGCAACAGAGAGAGACAGCGGAAGACGCGGAGCCAGCCACCGCGUGAGAACAGCGAGCGAGCAGGCCAGCGAGCUCAACGACCGCCGCCACCGCCACGAUGUGGAGCUCCGACUCCAACCGCGACCAGUCCGCGUCGACGACGGCGGCCACCUCCUCCCUGUCCUCCUCCUCAAGCUCCCUGCAGCCGCAGACGCCCCCGCCCCCCCGCCGCCGACGCAGCCGUAACCGCCGCCGCGCCCACCGCCGGGCCAAGAACGGCCCGGAGGCGGAGGUAGAGGAGGCGGAGGCCGAGGAGGUGUGGUGCGGCGCGCAGUGGGAGGCGGCGUGGCCGCGGAGGGCGCGGCCGGUGGUGCUGGCCGGGGAGGACGGCCCGCCGGACGGCGCCGGACCGGGCGCGGGGGACUCCGGCGUGGGGCGCGCCAGGAGCCUGACGGACGACGACCUGGAGGAGCUCAAGGGGUGCGUGGAUCUGGGGUUCGGCUUCAGCUACAACGAGAUCCCGGAGCUGUGCGGCACCCUGCCCGCGCUCGAGCUCUGCUACUCCAUGAGCCAGCGGUUCCUGGACGAGCACCAGCCGUCGUCCAAGGCCGAGGACUUGGCCCCGGAGCCGCCGGCGGUCGUGCCUCCUUCGCCGGUCCAGCCCAUCCCCAACUGGAAGAUUUCCUGUCCCGGCGACAGCCCGGAUGAGGUGAAGGCGAGGCUCAAGUACUGGGCGCAGGCGGUGGCGUGCACCGUCAAGCUCUGCAGCUGAUCAACCGCGUCAUCAAAUCAAUCCCGCGGACGCAGGAAGACGAAGCCAACUCAUACUCGCAACAAGGCGGCAACCCAAUUCAGUUCAGGCGACCAAUGUGCACGAGAGCACGCCAUCUGCCGGAAUCGCAUGGAAAUCACAUUACAUUGCAUCAUCGCCGUCAUCAUCACGAUCAGCAGAACGAAGGGUGCACGCAUCAUAUUGGAUGGCAGGACGCGAUGAAUCGAAGAGGAUGCGAGAGAGGAUGAUUUCAUCGGCCGGCCAUUUCCAAAGCUGCACUCACACAUUACUAUGAAUCACUGAAUUCCCGUUCGAAAGAAAAGUCACUACGAAUCCUUGAUCCAAAACCGUGGCUAAUUCAUUCAUGUAAACACACAAUGUUGUAGUACUACUAUUCUCAAUUCAUUGGAAAUAAUAAUAAUCGGUCUCGUGCUGA